AUGAACUCGACUACCGCGGAGGACAUACCGAGCAACUAUGCUUUGACCGGUGAAAUGGAGCUAGAGCUUGGAUUGAAAUUCCUGAAUAAAGAAGCAGUUAUGCUUGCUGUUAAGAACUACAACAUCUGUAGAAGUGCAAAAUUUAAAGUAGUGGAGUUAGAUCAUACUCGUACAAUUUUUGAUCUUCAAACCCGACCAUACUACGUUGGCAACACGCUUGACCAUAAUAGUGUCAUGUUUCAUCAAGUAUUAUGGUCAUUCCCAUCGUGUGUCAAGGCAUUCAAGCACUGCAAGCCACUAGUCUCGGUUGACGGAACACACUUGUAUGAUAAGUACACGGGAACCUUGUUGAUGGGAAUAGCACAGGAUGGAAACAACAACAUACUUCCCAUAGCUUUCGCGCUUGUGGAAAGGGAGAACACAGAUGCGUGGUACUUCUUUCUGACCAACUUAAGGAGACAUGUGGCUACUCAACUGGGGAUUCUACUUAUCUUUGACAGAUGGGAACACAAUGUUUAUUGUGUCCGACACAUUGCGUCUAACUCUGCAGCAAACUUCAAGAGCAAGGAAGCCAAAAGGCACCUUGUUAACGCGGCAUACUCAAAGACGCAAGAGCAGGCACAACACUACCUUGAGUUAAUCAGCGUCGAGGAUCCCGCCACCUCCCCGGCAAUGAUGGCUUGGAUUAGAGGGUUAGAGCCACCAAAAUGGCUCCAACACCGCGAUGAGGGUCGCCGAUACAGUCACAUGACAAUGAAUCUUUCUGAGUGUAUCAACUCCAUGCUCAAGGGGACUCGUAAUCUUCCAGUUUGUGCAAUUAUUAAGUCCACCUACCACCGCCUAAAUGCAUUGUUUGUCAAUAAAGGUCAACAGGCAGAAGCACAGGUUGCAUGUGGCCAGAUAUUUUCACAAUUCUUGCAAAAGGCAAUACUUGCCAACAGGGAGGGAAUCACGCAGAUGCUUGUCACAUCAUACGACAGGGCGACGUCGAUAUUCACAGUCGAUGAGAUAACCGUUGUAGGGGCACAGUCCAGAUUCAGGUCUUAUGUCGACGAUGUGUAUCAGAUUGAAAAUGUGUUCCGAGUAUAUCAGAUGGAGUUUUCUCCAUUGCUCGACGAGGAGAGCUGGGAUCCGACCGUGUCAUCGACAGAAGCUGAUCUCCUCCCUCCAACAGGGGGUGACUCUCAGAAUCAUAGCGUCGAAGUGCAAGUUCUAGGUCGGUGGGUGUGUGUGGUGAUGCCUGAUGAGGAAUGA
Arachis ipaensis is the source of this 1254-nucleotide messenger RNA. RefSeq lists its product as uncharacterized. The record is from RefSeq and is a predicted model, not a curated record. Lineage: Eukaryota; Viridiplantae; Streptophyta; Magnoliopsida; Fabales; Fabaceae.